Messenger RNA from Trypanosoma brucei brucei TREU927, 369 nucleotides. RefSeq lists its product as hypothetical. Lineage: Eukaryota; Euglenozoa; Kinetoplastea; Trypanosomatida; Trypanosomatidae. The record is from RefSeq and is a predicted model, not a curated record. The coding region runs from base 1 to 369 and encodes 122 amino acids. The transcript has a single exon.
AUGCAAGGAAACAAUUUGCACCACACGCCGGCAAGUACCCGUCAACCACUUUCCAAUGAAAUAAUAACACUAAGCCCCCUCGCAUACAGUUGUUUUUCCCCCCUAGAUAAAAAAGGAAGAUAUAUCCAGUUACCCAUUACUUUUCACUCUCAACCCAACAUGUGCCAAAAACCGGAAACAAGUCAAGUGCAACGUCUUUUUUUUUUUUGCAAAGACAAAGGAGGCACGAGGAGACACCGUAAGCACACUGCGUUUUUACACACCAGAAACAGAGAAACAAAAGGGUAUUUCAUUUCUCAACCGAAUGCUCCACAUUGGUCGCAUGAGCAUUUGAAAUCAAGCAACAUCACCGCUUUCAUCGAUUGCUAG